Messenger RNA from Saitoella complicata NRRL Y-17804, 1434 nucleotides. RefSeq names its product RhoGAP-domain-containing protein. Gene Ontology annotation, cellular component: cytoplasm. The record is from RefSeq and is a predicted model, not a curated record. Lineage: Eukaryota; Fungi; Ascomycota; Saitoellomycetes; Saitoellales; Saitoellaceae. The transcript has a single exon. The coding region runs from base 9 to 1244 and encodes 411 amino acids. Gene Ontology annotation, biological process: regulation of GTPase activity; signal transduction.
UGAGGAGUAUGUCGAGUACGUCGACGAGGAGGGAUGAUGAGUUUGGCGUCGGGCUUGGGCGACCGGUUACGAGGGAGAGUGUGCUCGGGAUAAGCUAUGACCGGAUGGUACAAGGUCAGCGUCCCUCGCCUCAUUCACGGUCAAAGUCCGUUGAGUCCGUGCCGCCACUACCGAUUAUGCCGCCUAUCUUGCCGGAAGUCAAGGUCCAGGGGAUUAGUGGACCGACGAAUGGGACGGUCAUCACGGAUGGAUCGCAGUGGGGGAACAUUCAUGUUCGCGACGAUGAUUCCAUCAAAACCAAUGAUGACAAGAAAGCCGCGGAUAAACGGAUUAAGAAAAAGUCCUUUUGGGGAUUCGGACAUUCGAAGACACCACAACGGACUUCCUCGGACGCGAGCACGAAUUCGACGCCGCCGGCGCAGAGGAGGGGUGGGCAUGGUCCCGUGUUUGGGGUGACGCUAGAGGAGGCGAUUGCCGUGUCAAGGCCGGUGAGGGAUGAUGUCCUGUUGCCAAAUGUGGUGUACCGGUGCAUCGAGUACCUCGAGGCCAAGAACGCGGUUCUGGAGGAAGGGAUUUAUCGCCUGUCCGGGAGUUCCUCAGUCGUGAAGAUGCUGAAGGAGAAGUUUGAUAAGGAGGGGGAUGCAGAGUUGUUUGGUGCGAAGGAGAUGUACGAUGUACAUGCCGUCGCCGGCUUGUUGAAGCUGUAUCUGAGGGAGUUGCCGGUGAGUGUGUUGACACGCGAACUGCAUGUCGAGUUCUUGCAGGUGAUCGGUGAGGUGGACGACUUGCCGGCACGAACAAGAGAGGUGAAUCGACUCGUUCAUCGACUACCGCCUGCGAAUUUCUCGUUGUUGAGAGUGUUGUGCGCGCAUUUGAUCAGGGUUGUGGAGAAUUCAAAUGUGAAUAAGAUGACGGCGAGGAAUGUCGGGAUUGUGUUUUCGCCGACGUUGAAUAUUCCUGCGGGGGUGCUGACGUUGUUUCUGGGUGAUUUCGAGGGAGUGUUCAUGGAGGAUGUGGAUGCUCUUGCAGACCUCGUACAGAAUUAUGACGAAGGAUAUGGUCAGAGCAGCCAGGAGCAGUAUGCUGAGGGGCAGUAUGAUACGCGGAACCAUGGAGGGUUACAUGUUCCUACCAGUCUGCGGGAUGACCGGCGUUCGCGAAACAGACAUUCGCACAUUGUGGGAGGAGAUCUUGGGUAUGGGAACGGUGGAUACGGCGGGAGAUUACACAACGUGUACGAGUGAGUUUAAGAGCUGAGAGGGAGGAUAUUUUGGCACACGAAAUUUGCAAAGGAGUUUUUCAUUCGCUUGAAAGUUUGGCAUCGAUCAUCAUUGGGAAGGCUCUCAGAUCAACAGCAUGCUUAAGGCCAAGGACAUUUGGCUACAUCUACGUCACUACUACUUAAUAUCUUCAAGACAAUACAUUCGCUUCUCA